This is a messenger RNA of Thalassophryne amazonica, 1120 nucleotides long. RefSeq names its product lysophosphatidylcholine acyltransferase 2 (gene lpcat2). NCBI's taxonomy places the organism in Eukaryota, Metazoa, Chordata, Actinopteri, Batrachoidiformes, Batrachoididae. Gene Ontology annotation, cellular component: endoplasmic reticulum. Gene Ontology annotation, molecular function: 1-acylglycerophosphocholine O-acyltransferase activity. The record is from RefSeq and is a predicted model, not a curated record. The transcript is spliced from 9 exons. The coding region runs from base 106 to 987 and encodes 293 amino acids.
GGUGAGGCCGACAUCGGAAAAGGCCAUUUUUUACGAGGAAGUGAAAUGAUAACGUAAGACCUGCUCGACCCGCCGCUAGUCCCUGGUUUAGUUUACUGCUCUGCAAUGCAGCCGAAUCGCGUGUUCGCCCUGCCGAGGCAGCAAUCUCUGCUGCUGCCUGCCGUCAUCAAUCCUUUCGUCCAGGACACCAAACUCAGCAAAGCCGCCAUAUGUAAGUGUGUCCUCCUGGGUGUCUUCCUGGUGCCUGGCCGGCUCAUCCUUCUGUCUCUGGUUCUCAUGGUGACAUGGCCCGUGUCUGUCAUAAUAACCUUCAGGCGUCCUCUGAAAGGAGCCGUGGAGCCCCUGACAGGCUGGAGAAGGUUCAUGUGCCGGAAGGUGAUGGCUGCAUUGGGGAGGAUGUACUAUUUCUGCAUGGGCUUCAGAGUUGUGGUCAAGGGGAAGCAGGUCAGCAGUAGUGAGGCCCCCAUUCUGGCUGUGGCCCCCCACUCGUCAUUUUUUGAUGGGAUUGUAUGCAUUGUAGCUGGCCUGCCCUCCACCGUCUCCCGUGUUGAGAACCUGGCUACACCCAUCUUUGGCAGGUUUGUGCGCUGCCUUCAGCCAGUGCUGGUUUCCAGACAGGAUCCAGACUCCAGGAAAAAUACAAUUCAAGAGAUUGACAGCAGAGCCAAGUCAGAAGGUCGCUGGCCACAGGUUCUAAUUUUUCCAGAGGGAACAUGCACAAAUCGCUCAUGUCUUAUCACUUUCAAACAAGGUGCCUUUAUCCCCGGAGUCCCAGUGCAGCCUAUACUACUGAGAUAUCCCAACAAACUGGACACAGUGACAUGGACUUGGCAAGGUUUCGGCUCGCGGACUCUGUUGAUUCUUACGCUGUCCCAACUUUACACCACAGUGGAAAUAGAGUUCCUGCCUCCACAUGUUCCCACAGAGGAGGAGAAGAAGAGCCCAGCUGUGUUUGCAAGCAGAGUGAGAGCCAGCAUGGCCCAGUAAGUCUUUAUAUUGUGCAUUCUGCUGUGCACUUCUUAAAUGGUGCCACAUGACCAAAACGGUAUGAAACCGCAUACAUGUCACAGAUAAGGUGGAAUGUUUCAUUACGCAGUAUUCAUCAACAGUGCAGAAAAAA